This is a messenger RNA of Vicia faba (fava bean), 1506 nucleotides long. NCBI's taxonomy places the organism in Eukaryota, Viridiplantae, Streptophyta, Magnoliopsida, Fabales, Fabaceae. The record is from the annotation of a GenBank genome assembly.
AUGGGUGGGUGUUUUCCUUGUUUUGGAUCAUCCAACAAGGAGGACACUAAAGGUGUGAAGGAAGUUUCCAAGAAAGAGGGGUUUAAGGAAGGUUCUGGUCCUCAAUCUCAUCACCCCACUAGGGUUAGCUCAGAUAAAUCGAAAUCACGAAGUGUAUCAGAUUCUAAGAAGGAAACGCCAGCUCCAAAGGAUGGACCAACGGCACAUAUUGCUGCACAAACAUUUACAUUUCGAGAGCUUGCAGCUGCUACAAAGAAUUUUAGGCCAGAGUGUUUAUUAGGCGAAGGAGGUUUUGGACGUGUUUACAAAGGUCGCCUUGAGAGCACGGGACAGGUAGUUGCUGUAAAACAGCUUGACCGAAAUGGACUUCAAGGAAAUCGAGAGUUUUUGGUGGAAGUUCUCAUGCUCAGCCUCUUACAUCACCCAAACCUUGUGAACUUAAUUGGUUAUUGUGCCGAUGGGGAUCAGCGGCUUCUUGUUUAUGAGUUUAUGCCAUUGGGAUCUUUGGAGGAUCAUUUACAUGAUCUUCCUCCUGACAAGGAGCCUCUAGACUGGAACACAAGGAUGAAAAUAGCAGCUGGUGCAGCAAAGGGAUUGGAAUAUUUGCAUGACAAAGCGAACCCGCCUGUGAUAUACCGAGACUUAAAAUCAUCCAACAUCCUCCUAGACGAUGAUUUUCAUCCUAAGUUAUCAGAUUUUGGGCUGGCAAAACUCGGUCCAGUUGGUGACAAGACUCAUGUAUCUACUCGAGUAAUGGGAACAUAUGGCUAUUGUGCCCCAGAAUAUGCUAUGACAGGUCAACUAACUCUCAAAUCAGACGUCUAUAGUUUCGGAGUUGUCUUCCUUGAACUCAUUACCGGGCGCAAGGCUAUUGAUAAUACGCGCGGGCAUGGUGAGCAUAAUCUCGUGGCAUGGGCUCGACCUUUAUUUAAAGACCGCAGGAAGUUUCCCAAAAUGGCUGAUCCACUACUUCAAGGCCGAUAUCCAAUGCGAGGACUGUACCAGGCACUUGCAGUUGCAGCAAUGUGUUUGCAGGAACAAGCUGCCACAAGACCUCUUAUAGGAGAUGUAGUGACUGCUCUCACAUAUCUAGCCUCCCAGACAUUUGACCCGAAUGCAUCCACUCAGUCAAACAGGCUCGGUUCAUCAACUCCUAGGAUGAGGACAGACAGUAUGGAUAGUCCCGACCGCAGACAGCUUGGUUCUCCAUCUACCCACAGAAACUCACCUGACUUCAGGAAGAGAGACAGCAGGGAUCCAAGUGAGUUGAGCAGGGUUGACACCGGUGGCAGCGGGUCAGGUAGAAAAUGGGGGGGAAUGGAUGAUCUGGAAAGGCAUGAUUCUCAGAGAGAAAGCCCUGUAAAUACCGGAAGAGCUAGAGAGACUCCAAGGAACCGUGACCUGGACAGAGAACGCGCAGUUGCGGAAGCAAGAGUAUGGGGAGAGAAUUGGAGAGAGAAGAAACGAGCAAAUGCAAUGGGAAGCUUUGAUGGUACAAAUGAAUGA